Molecule: messenger RNA, 971 nt
Organism: Juglans microcarpa x Juglans regia
Lineage: Eukaryota; Viridiplantae; Streptophyta; Magnoliopsida; Fagales; Juglandaceae
Product: 2-hydroxy-palmitic acid dioxygenase MPO1
Exons: 4
Coding region: 193-795 (200 amino acids)
Biological process (GO): sphingoid catabolic process
Cellular component (GO): endoplasmic reticulum
Source: RefSeq, a predicted model, not a curated record
UCUAGGACUCUAGAAGGUAAAAGGCAACGCCCAACCCAACGUGCUCUAGGCUCUGGUUUUCGGCCAUUCCAUCUUCUUAUCCUUCCGUUUUAUACCCACUUCGUUCCUUGUUAUUUCCCCAAACCACAGUCGACGGGAAAAUCUUUAUGUUCAUAACCUAAAACCUCACUAAUUCCCAAGAAAAAACGAUUCAUGGGCAGAAUAGGAUUGUUGGAUCUUGAGAGGCACUUUGCCUUCUAUGGGGCGUACCACAGCAACCCAAUCAACAUUUUGAUCCACACUCUCUUCGUGUGGCCAAUCGUCUUCACGAUUCUUAUGCUGUUGCACUUCACGCCAGCUCUUUAUACUCCCUCCUCUCAAAUUGAUAUUUUCCCGUCUGGGUUCCUGGUUUUGAAUUUUGGCUUCUUGUCCACUCUGAUCUAUUCCUUAAUCUAUGUGGCUUUUGAUAAGAGAGCUGGUUCUUUGGCCGCUUUGCUGUGUUUUGCCUGUUGGGUUGGAGCUAGUUUCGUUGCAGAUCGUCUUGGAUUCUCUCUGGCGUGGAAGGUUGUUCUAGCAUCUCAGUUGCUCUGUUGGUCUGGACAGUUUAUAGGACAUGGGGUGUUUGAGAGACGAGCACCAGCUCUUCUGGACAAUCUUGUUCAAGCUUUCCUAAUGGCUCCUUUUUUUGUAUUGCUCGAGGUUCUUAAGAAAUUUCUUGGAUAUGAACCCUAUCCAGGGUUCCAUGAAAGUGUGCAAGCAAAGAUUGAUUCUGAUCUAAAAGAAUGGAACAGCAACAAACAAAAGAAACUUUCCUAAGCCCAUGCUUUUGCAAUGGCUACUUUCACUUAAUCCUUUGUAAAGGACGAGACGAAUGGUUUUUUACCAAUAUAAUAGUCUGCAGUUUCUGAUGUAAUUAUAAAUGACUGUGUACUUUUGUCCCUUGGAAUGUAUGUCUAAACAACAAAUAAAUAAAAGUUAUUCCAAGUGGAAAA